GGAUCAGGGCCCGCUGUCUUUGGAGCGCGUGCAACCGGAGCCGUCGACACACCUUCUUGCCGUAACAGCGUGCACAAGGAUGACGCUAGCUCGCUGCGUCCCAGAGCUUAUCGCCCAUCGCAAUGCACAGCUCGUCUCGGCUGUCGUCGCUACUCUCCGGCGCCACCAAGACGAAUGUCACGAGCGCGCGAGACGGCGACUUUGACGUUCCAACUGAUCCGCAUUCCGACCCUCAUGGACGGAAGAGCGAGGUAGGGAAGAAUGUUGGUGAAUGGAUGAGGUCAUACUGCCGUCCAUUUACGAUCCGAGGUUUGCACACGGGGGCUUCCUAUUUGCCCGUGGCAUUUGCGGAACCUGUGGGAACGCUUUCACACCGCGGAGCUGGACCUAUGCCCCCCGUGUGGGCCUGCGACAAUACCCAUUCCGGGUACGAGGAUUGAUCUACCGGACUGCCUUUCUGCGGUCCACUCUUCCCUGGGCGGACGCGCAAGAUGCACACUCAAGAUCUCUCAUUCCGUGCCUGCUUCGCGCUCAUGGAAUGGAUAAAGGCCGGAUGAACCCUGGUCGGAUUCGACUGACCCCUCCCCGUCCCGUGCAGCGAUCUGUGUAUUAGACACAGCUACUAGCCUUCGCGACUCCCAACAUCCGUCGCACGUCUAUCAACUGCCCGCCACCGCCAUCAUGUCCCCCGACCCCCGCACCCCCGCACCCGCCUACGACGAUGCUGAAAAGGGCACUCUCGACCAGGUCAAUGUCUACCCUGUCGACAAGAAGCCCCUCAGCUUCCCUGCGGACGAGAAGAAGGAUAUCUUUCCUGAUGAGAAGAAGGCGCUCGCCCCCUUCACCGCACCUGCGACAAAGCAGGAUCCCUUCGCGUCGAUGAAAGCGACUGGAAAGAAGAAGCCGGCGUCCAAGGCCACCAUCGUCAAGCUUUGGUACAACACAUAUCGCAAACUCUUCACUAUUGCCUUCUCGAUUAAUAUGAUCAUGUUCGGCUUCGCCGUCUCCGGCCAUUGGCCAUACGCACGAAAGUUCGCUGGCGCGUUCGCUGUUGCCAACUUCAACUUCUCCAUCCUCAUGCGCAACGAAAUCUUCGGCCGAUGUCUAUACUUGAUCGUCAACACACUGUUUGCGAAGUGGACUCCUCUGUGGUGGCGUCUCGGUUGCACCUCCGUCCUACAGCAUCUCGGUGGUAUCCACUCCGGUUGCGCCAUCUCCGGCAUUAUCUGGUUGACAUUCAAGGUGGUCUUGACAUACGAGAACCACCUAAGCGAGAACAACGCCAUCCUCGCCCUCGGGCUGUUGACUAACGUCGCCGUCGUCGUCACCGCAAUCUCGGCAUUCCCGUGGGUGCGCAACACUCACCAUAACGUGUUCGAGCGGCACCACCGCUUCGUCGGUUGGACUGCGCUGUUGAUGACUUGGGCAUUCACGAUCAUGGGCGACAUUUACGACACGAAGACGAGGCAGUGGGUUCCCGAUGGCCGCCAUCUGGUCCGCCAGCAGGACUUCUGGUAUGUCAUGGGCAUGACGACUUGGAUUGUCCUCCCCUGGAUCUGCACGCGCGAGGUUCCCGUCGACAUCGAGCUGCCGUCACCCAAGGUAGCCAUUGUACGCUUCCGCCGUGGGAUGCAGCAGGGAUUGCUCGGCCGCAUUAGUCGUAGCGCUGUGAAGGAGUACCACGCUUUUGGUAUCAUUUCGGAGGGCACACAUGCGAAGUACCACUACAUGAUCUGUGGUGUGCAAGGUGACUUCACACGCAGCCUCGUUAACGACCCACCUCGGACGCUUUGGACGCGUGAACUGAAGUUCGCCGGUGUGUCCAACACCUCCACCCUGUACAAGCGUGGUAUCCGUAUCUGCACGGGUACCGGAAUCGGCGCCGCCCUGUCGACAUGUAUCCAAUCGCCUUACUGGUAUCUGAUCUGGAUCGGCUCCGACCAAGAGAAGACGUUCGGCCCGACGAUCAGCGGCCUUAUCCAUCGACACAUUGAGCCUGAGCGGCUGCUGCUCUGGGACUCGAAGGUGCGCGGUGGGCGUCCCGACACUAUGAAGAUCCUGAAGCAGGUCUACCAUGACUGGAAUGCCGAAGUCGUGUUCAUCACUUCCAACUACAUCGGAAACUCGGAGAUGAUGGAGGGAUGCAAAGAAGCUGGUAUCCCGUGCUUCGGUACGCUUUGGGAUUUCUGAACGUGUCGUACACGUCUCUCGCAUCUACGCCGUACUCUCGUGGUAAUAGACGGCGAUGAACUAUCUGGUUGGGCGCUGGUCUCUCUGUACAUACUCCUAACAUUAACAUUGUGUAUCCCCAAUGUCAUCCCCCACAUACGCUGCAUGUCUCAUUACUUUAUUCUGCAUACAAUAGAGUUCCGAUGUUAUUUCAC
Dichomitus squalens LYAD-421 SS1 is the source of this 2384-nucleotide messenger RNA. RefSeq lists its product as uncharacterized. The transcript is spliced from 16 exons. NCBI's taxonomy places the organism in Eukaryota, Fungi, Basidiomycota, Agaricomycetes, Polyporales, Polyporaceae. Bases 682 to 2190 code for a protein of 502 amino acids. The record is from RefSeq and is a predicted model, not a curated record.